Messenger RNA from Macrosiphum euphorbiae (potato aphid), 309 nucleotides. NCBI's taxonomy places the organism in Eukaryota, Metazoa, Arthropoda, Insecta, Hemiptera, Aphididae. The record is from the annotation of a GenBank genome assembly.
AUGUCUAAUACACGCCAAAGAGUAUCAUUUAUAUCUAACAGAAGCCAAAAUAAAUUAUUGAACAUUAUGUCUGAAUCAAUUCGUUCACAAAUAUUAAAAGAUGUCAAAGAUGCAGGAAUAUUUGCAGUAAUCAUUGAUAAUACCACUAAUAUAGCCAAUUAUGAGCAGUUAACAUUUGUUUUGAGAUAUGUGAACAAUUGUGGUAGUAUUGAAGAACGUUUGGUAGCUUUGGAAACCGCAGCUGAUGGAACCGGACAAGGGUUAUUUAAAAAAUUUUGCAGUAUAACUGAAAAGUAUAAUUUAAAUUAG